AUGCCAUUGCCAACAUCAUCACGGAAUACACUCAUCACUCUACAAGAUGCUAUUACUGACUCCCCUGUCUACCGUGCAAAUAUCCUCCAUUUUGACGAGCAACUGGACCUAUUGGAAAGAUGGCUCGAAACACUAUCAAAACAUAUGAAGCUUUACUGCGAUAGACUCAAUAAAUUCAAUCUUGAAACAAACCUGGUCUGUAAAAAGGCUAUCCCUGUUGGUAUUGAUGAUACACUUAUAGACUGUAACUUCACCGGAGCAGUCAUAAAAAGCUUUUCAGAUGCACUACAGACUAGCUUGGCUUUUAAGACCAAACUGGUAACUGACCUCGAAGAUAAUUUUAUCCAACCAUUGCAGCAAUUCGUAAAGACACACCUUAAAGAAUUCAAAGAUUUCCGGCGUCAACAUGAAAAAUCACUUGAGAGGUACGAGGCGCAGCUAGCCAAGUACACUGCACAGAGCAAAACCAAAGAAGCUUCGGCGGUACGUGAAGAAGCAUUUCGGCUGCAUGAGGCCCGAAAAUCAUACGUCCGCAUGUCGGGACAGCAUGUAUUGCGUAUUUUACAUUUCCGCUCCAUCUUGGAGCAUUGCCUCGUUGAGCACUUCUCGGCUGCUACACUUGCCCAUCUCUCGGAUCUGGACGGAGGAACUCGAGUUUGGCAGAAAUUAGAUAGCAGUCUAGCAUCGUGGAAGCAAUGGUUGGUCGACGACAAAGAGACAUGCGAUUUCCAGUUACAUGCUUUACAAGCUACCCGAAAAGGCCUUGAGAAUGAAUUUAUCCAAAAAGUACAGCCUCCGCGUGACUUGGAUCGCUAUGUUCCCUCAGCUGUCACUACAACGCGCCACUCAAUUGAUUUCUCAGCACCGACUGAACAGGGACAUACAAGCUACAAGUGGGGUUAUUUAUUUGUAAGAGGAUCUCGGAGCUCCUGGUCCCGUCGGUGGUACUUUCUGUAUGAUGGUUACUUUGGUUCAUGUCAUGUCAGCCCAUCUAUUAAACUAAAGGGAGCAAUCACUAUGUCGGAGCGAGUAUCAGUAUUACUGUGCGACAUCAAGCCUUUGGGCGAUGUCGAUCGUCGGUUCUGUUUUGAGGUUAUGUGUGCACAACAACCUUCAUUUGUAUUGCAAGCAGAGUCUGAGGAAGAAAUGCGUAGCUGGAUAGCUGCUUUUGAGAGAAGCAAGCGUUUGAUGCUCCAAAAUGAACAUGCACCUGAAAUUGUUGACGAAAUCAGAACUACCCAAAUGGAUCCCACUAGCCCAGCUAUAGUUAUGCUUUCAACCACUGCCAAUGUUGACAAGUCUACCCUUGCCAAUGCCACAUCUCUUACACCUCUAUUGGUCUGGGAAGCUGCGAAAUCCCAGAUGGCAAGUAAUACAGCCGGAAGUCUCUCUGUUCCCACAUCGCCAACUGCUCCCACACAUUCGCAAUCUUUCCAACCUAUUCAAGAACCUCAACAAGAUUCACAAGUAGGGACUUCUUGGGGAAUCCCAUGGGCACUCGUCCCAAGUAUGUUCCAGUCUACAGAUGAAAAUGGUUCGGAUCAUCUCCCUGCCCCGGCAUCGGCCGCUCCUUCUACUCUUGCAGAUAUCGAUGGUCAUCAGGUUGUCUGGCCCAACCAAACUGACGACCUUGCCUCACUAAAGGUAGAUCUUACCGGAUAUGAUUCUGAGCUUGAAACCAAGAACAAAGAACUUCGUCGCUUGUUUGGUGGUGUGGCAACUCAUGAAGUUGUUGUGGAUGCAUUUACUGGUCUUUUGAAAAAGAAACCUUCCGCUCUCCCUGAAGAACCCGCAGACAUCAAAGAACUCGAAUGCCCAAUCUCACCUCUGCCUAUGGAUUCACUAGAACAAGAGUUCAAUACACACUUGACAGAUAGUGUCAAGAAACCAACUUCUGACUUUGGCUUUGCUUAUACUGGUCGUGCUUUCAUUACCCAAGAAACUUUUUGGUUCUACAGCUGUGUAUUGAUGACAUGUGUAAACACCGUGGCAGUACGAUUGAAAGAUAUCUCGGGAAUCAGACUCGUGCGUGACCCAUCCCUUGUAAACGUGGGUACUUCUUCACAUAUUGCAAUUGCUAUUGAUUUGGCCCAAUCCACAAGCAGCCUUGAUAAUCAAGGUCCUUUGAUAAUCACUGCUCUAUUGGAUGAUAUCGAGGUGGUUUCUGAACGCUUGCGAUUUGCUGUAGACAAUGCCAAGAGUUCUCAUCCUCUCCCUCUUCAAUCACUUUACGACAUUCUGCACCAUCUUUCUGCAGCCACUAGUAAGAAGAAGAAGAAUGACCAAAUCACUACAAUUAAGGUGGAGCCUGUCAAAUCAGCAUCAAGCCCUGAUUUCUCUACCACUGUGCCUGUGCCUGACAUUAUCCAACCAGAACCAUCCAACUCACCUCAGCCAACAAAGGCUGAGAAGAAGAAGAGGGCUCACCGCAAGAGUACUGCUGCUGAUAAACGACCUAUAUUUCCAGCCAAAACAGGAGCAUUGGCAACUGCUAUGAUGGCAGCUACAGUAGCAGGUGGCAACGGCUUCUUUGAUGUUAAUCGAGUGGCACGUAUAGAAGAAGCUCAGAAGCAGGUCAAGCAAACCCCAGCCUUGAACGUGGAUAGCACUGUUGAAAAGGCGUCAACAGAUGACUUACAUGCAAAUGCUGUAGAAGGUGAAAAGGGCCAAGAUCAAGCAGAUGCUCUACCAGCGCACAUCAAGGCACCUUCUGGACCUUGUUCGUGCGAGUGUACCGACCAUUUGGAAAAGUUAGAAGCUGAGAUAGACCUUCCAAUUUCUGCAAAACGUCUGUAUGAUCUUAUGUUCUCUGAAGAACAGACAGGACCUGCAGCGAAUAAUAGUAUCUGGGAACGUAAGACAGUCCAGAGUAACAGCAAAGAUUACCGGGUCAGCUCAUGGGAGUCUGUGGAUGGACAUCAGCAACGUGUACUCAAAUAUAUUAUGCCUGUUAGUAAUCCAAUGGUGAAAGUUAAAGAAGCCGAAGUCGUUGAAAAUCAGGUUAUUCUCAAGAAAGAGGAUUAUAUUCGCUAUGUUGUUCAGAUUUCUACAAAGACUGCACAACUUCCCUACGCAGAUGCAUUUAUUCCUUCCGUGCGUUAUUGCAUAUCAUGGAUCAGCCCAACUGAGAGUAAACUAGUCUUCCAUAUGGGUGUAAAGUUUGUAAAGAGUGUCAUGGUUAAAGGCAUGAUUAGCAAAGCAGCUCUUAAAGGAAUGGGUGAAAGCAUUGCCAUGUUCUCAACCCUUUUGGAAGAGGAAGCUAAUAAUAUUGCCCAAGAAAACAACAAGGCUAAUGGUGUUAAACCAACUGCUAGUCUUAAACGCACUGCUCGUGUUAACAGUAUGCGUAAGAAACCCGAAGCUGCUGUAGAGGCACCUAAAGAAGGUCUUGACAAGUGGAUGGAAUUGGCUCAGGACGUGGUUGGUACCGUGAUGGAUGUGGUCACAGAAAUACCAUUCUAUGUUGGUGUCAGUAUUGCUGGUGUGGUUACUAUUUGGAUAAUAUGGAUAAUGUUGCGCGCAGGCUCGCCCAGCAAACAUUCCCUAGAUGUUUCCCAAUGUUCCCCAAUGUCGAACAAUCGCUCGGUUGCGUCGCGCGCUGUUUAUUUGCGUGAUUUGGAAGACGGUUUAUUAAAAUCAAAAUUACAGCCUGCUUAUCUCCAAUCAGAAAGCUUCAGAGCAUUCUUGGCUACAAAAACUAAUCCAGGAAGGGAAACAAAUACACACGAAUGGUCUCGAGAACGCCACCACCAGUUUGCUGUAGAGCUCCUGUUCAGUCGUGAGCGAAUUGCGAUGCUACGUCACGAUACCUUGGUGAUUUUCCAGUUACUGAACGAGGUCGAUGCCCAACUGUUGGAGAAUGAGUAUAUGAAUUGGUUGAUGGACACCAGAUCCAAGUGCAGAGCAUAUUCUGGAUCUUCUUCUAGUCAAAAACUAUUGGAGUGUGAGCAAAUUAAUCAUGCCUUAAAGACUUUCUUAGAAUAGAUAGCCAACCAAGCUACAGGAAGAAACUAUAUUUUAAACUUUACAGAGUAAACUUCCUUUUGUUUAAAUUUUAUUACCAAAUAAAUAUUUUUCUAGAAUUGAUAUUUUC
Phycomyces blakesleeanus NRRL 1555(-) is the source of this 4093-nucleotide messenger RNA. RefSeq lists its product as hypothetical. The transcript is spliced from 15 exons. Gene Ontology annotation, cellular component: cytoplasm. Gene Ontology annotation, molecular function: protein binding; GTPase activator activity. The coding region runs from base 1 to 3984 and encodes 1327 amino acids. NCBI's taxonomy places the organism in Eukaryota, Fungi, Mucoromycota, Mucoromycetes, Mucorales, Phycomycetaceae. The record is from RefSeq and is a predicted model, not a curated record.